Rotaria sordida is the source of this 1818-nucleotide messenger RNA. Lineage: Eukaryota; Metazoa; Rotifera; Eurotatoria; Philodinida; Philodinidae. The record is from the annotation of a GenBank genome assembly.
AUGAAACUAAAAUUUUUAUUUGUAACAGAACCUAAUGUAAUUAAAUGUUCUACACAUGAAUAUCUCAUUUUUACUAAUUGGCAUAGUGUUUCUAAAUGGAAUAUAUCAUGUCCAAAUCAGACUGAAUUAUUUGAAACUAAUCCUCCUCAUUUAAUCGAAGAAACUCAGGUUUAUGUUGCUUGUUUUGAGAGUGAUAUGAUAUUAAAUCCUUAUCUUAUGUUGAAUUAUACAAAGAUGAAAAAAGGAAUGAUAAAAAAUCCAUGUGAAUCAAGCAUACUUUCAUCACAUUCAUUACCUGAUUUGACUGGCAUAGUUAAUAAUACUUAUCAUCAAUAUUCAUUCAAAGCUAAAUGUGUUGAUUCUCAAAUAUUUAUUAAUCUAAGUUCAAUAAGUUUUUCAUCUACAUCUAAUGAAAUACAUACUAUGUAUACAAAAUUUAACACUCAACCAGUGAUUUGUCGAUUUAUGUUCAAUCAAAGUGAACUUGUAAGAAAUAAAACAUGUAUGAUGAAUGCUACAUUGACAGUGAGAAAGUUAUGUUAUUAUGAUCCUCAGUUAAAAACAAUAUCAAAAGAAGUUGAUUGGAAUCUAUUAGAUAAUUUUUUCACAAAUCCAUCUUAUGCUCCAUCUCAUUGGCAAACAAAAAAUGGAUACUAUUAUAAUGAUAAAUUAUUAACAACCACUAUCACUAUAUCGGUAAGUACUGAUAAGACAACGACAUUCUCAACAGUCAGUACUACAAUAUCAACAACUACUGUUACGAAAACCGAUACCACCAAAAGUACAACUUCAUUCACCACUAGCGAAACAACAACAUUCUUAACAGUUAGUACUACAAUAUCAGCAACUACUAUGACAGAAGUUGAUACCACCGAAGAUACAACUUCAUUUACCACUACAGAAACAACAACAUUCUCAACGGUUAGUACUACAAUAUCAGCAACUACUGUUGUAGAAAUUGAGACCACCGAAGGUACAACUUCAUUUACUACUAGCGAAACAACAUUCUCAAUCGUUAGUACUACAAUAUCAACAACUACUAUGACAAAGAUUAGUACCACUCCGGAUACAACUUCAUUCAGUAGUAGUGAUAUAACAACAUUGUUUACGAUUAGUACUGCAUCAUCACCUAAUACUUUUACAGAAUUCGAUACCACAGUUUUAUCAACUAGUAGUCAUAGUCCAACACUAACCACAACUAUUAUUAGUGACAUUCUUACAUCAUCAAUCGAAAGUAGUACAUCAAUUAUAACUACAUCUAUACAAAGUAGCGAAAUUCCUUCGUCAAUUAUUACAACUACAACUGCUGAUCAUAUUUCGGAUACUAUCUUCGAAACAAUGUCGACAACACUUUUUGAUACAGGUACAACAUCUUAUAUAAAUGUAAACAAUAAUACAACAUCGAAAAAAAGCUCAAAAAGCUCUAAAACAUCGAAAACUAGUACAUCGACAACAUCUAUGAUACCUUUAAAUACUCUUUCUCCAACUAAAGAAUCAUCAUCUUAUAUUAAAUAUAUUAUAUUUCUACUUUCUAUAAUUGGCAUUAUUUUAUUGAUCUCGUGUCUUGUUUAUCUUUAUCAACACCAUCGAAAUAGGAGUAGUGAAUCAUUGUUAGAUCGCAAUGAUAGUGAUGAAUCGUAUGAUCCAAGCACAACGGAAUCUGAACUGGAUCCAUCGAAUGAAUCUGUUGAAGAAUCGACAGCUGCACAUACUAUAUCAGAAUUACCAAUACUCUUACCACAGCUACAACAAUCAAAAUCAUCUAGUAAACAGACUACUGGACGUAUUUUUAGUAAACUAGAUCCAGAUAAUCUUUAA